GCGGAUAUUAUCCUAAACUUUUUUCCAAAUGCAUCCUGCCCUACUCAUCCUCAGUGACCCAACCGGAGCACAUGUCAUGUGACCGGCCGAUCACAAAACCAGGACCGGCGUAUAAAGCGGUUUGGCUCGGCGUGUUGUGCAGUUGAAUCGAUUGCUCGUGCGAGAGAGGUGGCGGACGCCUAUAGGUGUGGCUAUAAGUAACCCGGCAUCACAGGACAGACUGAUGAUCAUGUCACUGGACCAGGUCGUGGGCAGCUGGGAAUACGAUACCAGUGAGAAUGUCGAGGAAUAUAUGGACGAUUUGGGUCUCAGUGAUGAGAUGAAGGAAAAGGCCCGCCAAUCACAACCAAGGUAUGAAAUAGAACACGAUGGCACCACGUGGACAUUCCGAGCGAUCAUGGGAGAUUUCAAACGCGAGACCAAAUUUAAACUUGGUGAAGCAUUCCAAACAUCAACAAUAGAUGGACGAGAAGUAACGAGUACUGUUCGACAAGAUGGUAAUAAACUAGUGGAAGAACAAGCCCACCCGGCGUUCAAUUCAACCAUUACUAGAUGGGUAGAGGGAGAUAACUUAAUGAUGACAAUCACUGCAAAGAGCGUUAUGUGUAAAGUCAAGUACAGGAAGACUGACUAAACAACAGGAUAUCAUCAUCUUUCACCGAUAGGUGGCGCCUGUGUCAUCCAGUAUUCAAACUGAUUGACAACAUGCGAUUUGGUGAAUGGACAUGUACGAGUGGCGUCUAAGCCGUCACGUAGAGUCAAAUACGUGUGCGGCCAGUUUGGCCGUAGUGGAACAUAACUUCAUCUCUGUGAUUGUUUUUGCUGGUUAUAUCAUGACGUUCUGCACAUGCGCAAUCCAAUGCUAUAUAUACUAAGGUCGUUUAUAAACAGAAAAGUUGUUUUGAAAAGUUGGUUUCUCCGGCGAUACAUGAUCCCCUCCCCCAUAUGUCCCCAUGCCUUGUUCCAAGUUGUGACGCCAGAAUAGUUAGCUGAGCUUUGUCUCCAUAAGGACGGCACAGGUUGGCUGAAUGUGCGGCAUACACCGCCUGGUGGAGACCACUCGAUACCUUCUCUAAAACAGGUUUGGAGCUGAGAACAAGAAUUCACCGGAAUUUACCGUUUAAGUGUCAUAAACUGAGAAUGUGAAUCAGAAAUUUCGUUGUUCAUCGAUGUAAAUGGUGAAGAGGCAUGUUCAAUCAUGGUUCCUCACGUUUUAGCUGCGUUUUUACUUACUAUAGUUGUCCGUGCAAGGAUCUAGUUAGAUAUCUACUAUAUAGCGUUGGCAGAACCCUUCAAGAAAGUUUUAAUCUACAACGUGUGGAGAAAGGGAAUAUAGGGAACUCCCAGUGGAGGUCACCAGAAUCGUGAAUUGUUUGGUUAGCCUGGCACUGUUGUGGCUGAAGCCACGCCUGUACCACCAGCAUGUACGUGCCAUGGCCAGACGGCGCUCGGCUCGUAUUCAAAGCAGGUGAAUCCUUUAGUUGGGUCGGACCAGGCCGGUCUAGCGAAUCGCAAUCGGGAAUUUCGAACUAGUAAAAAAGUUUCAAAAUUUGCUUGUGAAGUCACCCGGUUGGGUCGACAAUACCACAGGUGUAUGAAGAUCAAAACAACAGCCCAGCUGACAACACUUAUCAAAGAAUAGAUGAAAGACUAUAUUUUGAUGCGUGAUGUUAGUUGGGCUGGCGCCUGUAUUCAGUAAACCUGUGACUCCACCAGCGCCAUCUAAUCGUAUUGCUUCUUGAAUGUCAUUGUGGACGGCGCGUUCUUGUUCCAGGUUGAGAUUGGCCCAACCCAUCAAAUUGUCACCGAUUUUAGUGAGUACUAGUCUACGAAUCGUAUCCAUUCUGUCAUAGGUUAUUCGAUCUCAUCCACCCUAUAAGCCGUAUUUCAUUAGUUCACUCAACGUUUUGGUUUGUUGGUCGACAUAAACUCCGACAAAUACAUCUGACAAGCGUUCUUUCCUUAUGAAUAUCAAUGUACGUAUGUAAUAUUUGCAACGAAUUAAAUGUGGUGCAUGAAUGUUCA
Lineus longissimus is the source of this 2025-nucleotide messenger RNA. Its product is annotated as fatty acid-binding protein 1-like. The record is from RefSeq and is a predicted model, not a curated record. Lineage: Eukaryota; Metazoa; Nemertea; Pilidiophora; Heteronemertea; Lineidae. Bases 224 to 634 code for a protein of 136 amino acids. Gene Ontology annotation, molecular function: fatty acid binding. Gene Ontology annotation, biological process: fatty acid transport. Gene Ontology annotation, cellular component: cytosol; nucleus. The transcript is spliced from 4 exons.